GUCGCUGCCAUAACUUAUACCUCCUUCCGCUGAUUGUUAGACAAAAUGAGGCCUAUCCUUCUUCAAGGCCAUGAGCGUUCGCUCACUCAGAUCAAGUUCAAUAGGGAGGGGGAUCUCCUGUUCUCCUGCUCCAAAGAUUCUGUCAUCAACGUCUGGUACACGCAUAAUGGAGAGCGGUUAGGAACGUACGAUGGGCACAACGGAGCUGUCUGGACGAUUGAUGUCGAUUCCCAGUCACGCUUCCUCAUCAGUGGUUCCGCCGACAACACGAUGAAGCUCUGGUCCGUUCAGUCGGGCAAGUGCUUGUAUUCCUGGGAGUUUCCCACUGCCGUCAAGCGGGUAGCGUUCAGCGAAGAUGACGACCAAGUUGUUUGCAUCACGGAGCAGCGGAUGGGCCACCAAGGCGCUGUGCGGAUAUUCAACAUCAACCGAGACGGUGAUGGUACAACACAGGACGAGGAACCAGUGUCGAUGUUCAACCCCAUUGGAUCUAAAGCCGUUGUCUGUACUUUUGCGCACCGACCUGAUAUCAUCAUUACCGGACACGAAUCAGGCAAGGUCGCGCUCUUCGACGCGAAGACGGGCGACGAGAUCAAAACCAACGAGCACGCACACCGCGACACCGUGACCGAUCUGCAACUCAGCCCAGACCGUUCGUAUUUCAUCACGAGCAGCAAGGACAAGACAGCUCGGCUACACGAGACCCGUACGCUUACUGUUUUGAAGACGUACGUGACGGAGACGCCUUUGAAUAGCGCUGCCCUCGCACCGCUCAAGCCGUACGUUCUCCUUGGCGGUGGCCAGGACGCCAUGAGCGUCACGACAACAUCGCUGCGUCAGGGAAAAUUCGAGACCAGGUUCUGGCACAAGGUUCUCGAGGAGGAGGUUGGACGUGUAAAGGGUCACUUCGGUCCUGUGAAUACCAUCGCUGUUUCACCGAAGGGCGAUUGUUACGCGUCUGGCGGAGAGGACGGCUUUGUGCGGGUACAUCACUUUGAGGAGAGCUACUUCCGCGCGAAGCCUUACGGCGAUCUCGAAAUUGAGGAUUAGAGCGUGUACAAUAGAGUUGUGACGUGCUCGACAUGCUGUGGUCUGUCUGUCGUACGGGGCAUCGUCGGGAUCGUGGAGAUGCUGUCUGCGCUGUCUUGUUGUGUAAUGUCGUCAAUGUAGCCAUACCGUAUGACGCGUGUGACACACGUUCUUUCAUUUGGCAAGGAUCUACGUUCG
This is a messenger RNA of Dichomitus squalens LYAD-421 SS1, 1227 nucleotides long. Its product is annotated as WD40 repeat-like protein. Lineage: Eukaryota; Fungi; Basidiomycota; Agaricomycetes; Polyporales; Polyporaceae. Gene Ontology annotation, molecular function: RNA binding; translation initiation factor activity; protein binding. Gene Ontology annotation, cellular component: cytoplasm; eukaryotic translation initiation factor 3 complex, eIF3m. The transcript has 7 exons. The record is from RefSeq and is a predicted model, not a curated record. Gene Ontology annotation, biological process: cytoplasmic translational initiation. The coding region runs from base 46 to 1050 and encodes 334 amino acids.